AUGGACUCCUGUGAGACAUGUCAGCAAAUAAGGAAGCCCAAAUACGCGUCUGUUCCACCCCAGCCCCUAGAGCUUCCCGCUAGACCCUGGCAACACGUUUCUUACGACAUGAUUGUUGAUUUACCAAAGGACGGAAAUCACAACUCAAUCUUGGUCAUCAUUGAUAGCUUCACCAAGUACGGGAUAUUUGUCAAAUGCUCUAAGAAACUGAAAGCCCCGGAACUAGCGGAAUUAUUCCUGGAACACGUAUGGAAACGGCACGGCAUGCCCAAAAAAACGGUCUCGGAUAGGGGGAAAGUGUUCAACAGCAAGUUCUUAAAGGCGCUGUACAGACGUCUGGGUAUAGACCCUCACUUCUCCUUGGCGUAUCACCCCCAGAGCGACGGACAGACGGAACAAGUCAACCCAUCCAUUGAACACUUCCUCAGGGCGUACUCAGGGAUUAACCAACAAGACUGGACUAAGUGGCUGCCAAUGGCGGAAUUUGCAUACAACAACGCCGUGCACAGUAGUACUGGGAAAACCCCUUUCAAAGCCCUAUACGGAUGGGAACCCACCUUAACCCCAUCCAACAUACCGACAGAUGUUCCAGAAGCGGAUGAACUUGCCCAAACAAUGGAAGCGCAAUGGAAGGAAGUAGAGUCGGCCCUCCGGCAAGCCAAGCAACGGAUGACAGCUGGAGAAAGCGGAAGCCCUACAAAAUUUGAAGUUGGAGAAGAAGCUUGGCUCGACGCCAAGAAUGUCAACCUCAAAACCUUGAGCCCCAAACUGACAGAACAACGUUUGGGCCCAUUCAAGGUUACCAAAAAAAUCUCCGACCGCGCUUACCGGCUAGAACUGCCCCCAACAAUGCGCAUUCACAACGUCUUCUACAUGGGACUCCUAUCUAAGGUCAAAAGGGACAGCAAGCGCGCCUUCAAGAACCGCCCACCACCAGUCACUGUGUACGGGGAAGAAGAAUACGAGGUGGAGGGGAUCACUGAUGCUGAAGAAAGGAACGGGAAAUGGUUCUUCCAAGUCAAAUGGAAAGGCUACGGAUCCAAGGAGAAUACAUGGGAACCUUGA
Molecule: messenger RNA, 1065 nt
Organism: Rhizoctonia solani
Lineage: Eukaryota; Fungi; Basidiomycota; Agaricomycetes; Cantharellales; Ceratobasidiaceae
Product: Retrotransposable element Tf2 protein
Exons: 1
Coding region: 1-1065 (354 amino acids)
Biological process (GO): DNA integration
Molecular function (GO): nucleic acid binding
Source: RefSeq, a predicted model, not a curated record